Strongylocentrotus purpuratus (purple sea urchin) is the source of this 3599-nucleotide messenger RNA. It is a transcript of the gene cndp2, whose product is annotated as cytosolic non-specific dipeptidase. NCBI's taxonomy places the organism in Eukaryota, Metazoa, Echinodermata, Echinoidea, Camarodonta, Strongylocentrotidae. Bases 123 to 1550 code for a protein of 475 amino acids. The transcript is spliced from 13 exons. Gene Ontology annotation, cellular component: cytosol. Gene Ontology annotation, molecular function: metallodipeptidase activity. Gene Ontology annotation, biological process: proteolysis. The record is from RefSeq and is a predicted model, not a curated record.
UUCACUGCGUGCCAACGCAGAACUGCCCAUCCCAUCACCGUUACGUGUUAAUCGAAAUUCUCUUUCUCUUUUAGUUUUUACACUUUUGGAACAAGUCGCUGUACAAGCUACUACGAUUAAAGAUGGCAGAUGAAUUCCUACCCAAGUUGUUUAGCUACAUUGAUGAGCAUCAGGAGGACUAUAUCAAGAGGCUAGCUGAUGCGGUAGCGAUCAAGAGUGUAUCAGCAUGGCCUGAGAUGAGAGGGGAGAUCACCAAGCAGAUGCAGAGUGUAGAUGCCAUGUUGAAAAAGCUUGGUGCAACGACAGAGAUGGUACCAGUAGGUACCCAGACCCUGCCUGAUAAGAGUACCAUCCCUCUCCCCGAUGCUAUCCUUGGUUACCUUGGAAACGACCCAGCCAAAAAGACUGUCUGCAUCUACGGUCAUUUGGAUGUCCAACCUGCUAAGCUGGAGGAUGGGUGGGAUACUGAACCCUUCAUUCUGACAGAGAAGGAUGGGAAGCUGUAUGGACGUGGAUCAACAGAUGAUAAGGGACCCGUCCUGGCUUGGGUCAAUGUGAUUGAGGCAUACAAGGCACUCGGAAGGGACAUUCCUAUUAACAUUAAGUUUUGUUUUGAGGGAAUGGAGGAGAGUGGAUCAGAGGGUUUGGAUGAGCUGAUUGCAGCACGGAAGGAUACAUUCUUCAAGGAUGUGGAUUAUGUGUGCAUCUCAGAUAACUACUGGCUUGGCAAAACGAAGCCAUGCAUCACAUAUGGUCUCAGAGGGAUCUGUUAUUUCUACAUUGAAGUGGAGUGUGCCAAGAGGGAUCUUCAUUCUGGUGUGUUUGGAGGCUCCGUGCACGAGGCCAUGCGAGAUCUGGUCACUCUCUUCGGCAGUCUCCAGGACAACAAAGGCAAGAUCCUCGUUCCAGGGAUCUAUGACUCUGUCGUAGAAGUCACACCAGAGGAGGAGGCCCUCUAUGGUCCGAUUGAUUUCUGCCUGGAGGAGUAUCGCAAUGACAUUGGUGCCAAAAAACUGCUACACGACUCCAAAGAGAAGAUUCUACAACACCGAUGGCGCUUUCCAUCUGUCUCCAUCCAUGGGAUCCAGGGAGCCUUCGAUGAGGGCGGGGCUAAGACCGUCAUCCCUCGCAAGGUGACAGGAAAGUUCUCUAUCCGCAUCGUCCCCAACCAGACACCGGAAGAAGUCACCAAACUGGUCGUUGCUCAUCUCAACAAGGUCCAUGCAGAGACUGGAUCUCCAAACACCAUGAAUGCAUCAUUGUACCAUGGUGGUGAGAGCUGGCUGAGUGAUCCAACCCAUCCUCAUUACCAGGCUGGAAUCAAGGCUACAAAGAGAGUGCAUGGAGUUACACCUGAUAUGACACGAGAGGGCGGUAGCAUCCCUGUUACGCUCACUCUCCAGCAGGCGACAGGCAAGAAUGUCAUGCUCCUGCCAAUGGGGGCAGCAGACGAUGGGGCUCACUCGCAGAAUGAGAAGUUUGAUCGGUCUAACUACAUCAAUGGCACCAAGCUCGUGGGUGCUUAUUUUGAGGAGGUGGCGCUUUUGUAGAGGAUAACAGUUACUACGGCAACGGUUCUAUCUUGAUCAGCAGACUCCUGCUUUUUUUUUCUUCCCCCAAAAUAACAUUUGGAAACUAAAUGAGGAACGUUAAGGUCAAACAAACAAAUAAAAGCGGCCACUUGAACUGUAGUUUGAGUGAAACCCCAUCACCAUUUGGGGGGAAUACUUUCGGUACUUUAUGCCAGGUUGGCAAUGCAGCCAAAUCUUUAGUUUUCACCAAACCAUCACUCCCUCCUCGAUUGGACCAAACUUCUGUAGAUGUUGGCUAUUGUGCUAAAUAACCAAGAGACACCCAUUGCAAUAUCACUUUCUAUAAUUCAUUAUGCAUGUACAUGAACUUACAUUUUGUUGAGUAUCAAACCCUGAUUUGUAAUGUUUGUAUUUUCUAAAAAUGUGAUAGCUUGUGUGUUUGACAUUUCUUUAAAGGCAUCGUUUAACAAUGUUAAAUCCGAGAUUCACGGCCCGACGUGUUAUCAAUGUCUGUGAUAUGGUGAAAUAUUGAAGCCCUAGUUGAAGUGCUUGAAAGUGAUCACGAAGUGCCUCAAAAAAGUAAAAAAUCUUUGAGUGAGCUGUUUUACCAUUCCCAUUUUCCCCAAUAGACUGUGUGAUAUAAAGACCGUUAUCAUUUCAUAAAUAUCUUGAUAAUCAGACAAUUAUCACUACAGCAUUAGCUAAAUCCAGGAUUUUGUUUCAGAAUCUGAGACAAAGUUUCACAAACCCUUUAAACAAUGGCCAUGCAGGUACUGAAGUAGAAUCAUGUGUCUAAAACGUUAGUCACUGUAAGAUAAGUUUAAUGCUGAAUUAAAUAUUGCUUAUUUCUGUUACCUAUAUCGGUGUAUGUAUUUUAAUAUAUUCAUAUCUUAAGGACAUAUUGGGAUUACUAAUAUAAUAUUUUUAUAAUUUUCCCUUUGUUUUUCGUGUAUGCUUUUCAAAAUAUUUUCUUCUUUUUUUCCCUUUAUCAUUCCUAUACCUUACAAUUGAUUUGUACAUGUAUGAUAUGUUGUUGUACGUUUCGGUGUUGUCCAGUGGAUAAGUCUCUGGACUGUGAACCACAUCACUAACAUCUUUUGGCAAGACAUUAAUCAACAUGUGCCAGACUCGAUCCAGAUGAGGUAAAUGGGUACCUGGCAGGAAUUUAUUCCUUAAAAUGCUAGAGCUUCGUAAUGACAGCCAUGCCAAAGCAGGGAUAAUAAUCGUGGAGCGUCAGGAGUGUCAAUUAAGUCUGACAGACAUGAGCGCCAUAUAGGAAUCCAUGAUUGAUAUAUGUGUGCAGACGGACACACAAUAUUACUUUUAAUAUAAAAUGGUCUGAGAUCAUGCUUAUCAUCUGCUAAAUGAGAAAUUCCAGUUGUUUCACCUAAAAGAUAGUUGUACGAAUAUACACUUGGUUUUCUUUUUCUUUUUCUUUGUGACCUUUGUACUAUUUUGUAAUACCCUUUGGCUUAUAUGGAAAUACUUUCUUGUACAGGUACUACUCCAAGAUUUGUAAUCAUGUAAAACUCAAGUGCAAUUCUUUUGUAACUUGUUUCCUCAGAAAAAUACAAGAACCGACUAUUGAUAUUAUUAUGUAUGUGUGCAGAAAGACACACUAUAUUACUUUUUAUAUGAAAUGGUCUGAGAUAAUGCUUAUUAUCUGCUUUAUGAGCAAUUCCAGUUUUUCUACAUAAAAGUAUGAAUACUGCGGUUUUCUUUUUUACUUCUUUUUGUGUAAUCUGUACACUACUUUGUAAUAUCCUGUGGCUUAUAUGGAAAAACUUGCUUGUACUAUGUACUGUGAUUCGUAAUCGUGUAAAUACAAGUGCAAUUCUGUUAUAAUUUGUUACCGGCUAAAAAAAAAAAGAGUACUGAAGAAUUUUGUUGUUAGUCCAGAUAUUGAAGAGUUGCAAUGUAAAUUAGAAUAAUAGCAUUUAAUUGGAUAUUGAUAACAUUGUGUAAUCUGGAUAUGAAUAUAAUACACAACUUUAAAUGUGUGGAUAAUAUUGUUUGUUUGUUUAUUGAAAUGAAAGGUAGCUAAUAAGAUUGUUUUACCAUGUCUUA